Ascochyta rabiei is the source of this 741-nucleotide messenger RNA. RefSeq lists its product as uncharacterized. Bases 1 to 741 code for a protein of 246 amino acids. The record is from RefSeq and is a predicted model, not a curated record. The transcript has 2 exons. Lineage: Eukaryota; Fungi; Ascomycota; Dothideomycetes; Pleosporales; Didymellaceae.
AUGGAGCGCCCAUUGCAAGCAUUCCGCAUCGCCGGUUUGCCUCCAGACUUUUACUACAUUCCGAACUUUAUCUCGGUGGAAGAAGAGGCAUCGAUCUUGCAGAAGAUCCCGGCGCAACGGUGGAUAACACUGACCCACCGCCGCCUCCAAGCGCACCCCUCCACACUUACCAAGUACAACACUCUCCUCGCCUCUCCACUUCCAGCCUACCUGGCCAAUCCAGUCAUCCCGCGAUUCAAAGACCUGGGUAUCUUCGAUCACACACCGCACCAGCAACCGAACCACGUGCUCAUCAAUGAGUACAAGCCAGGUGAAGGCAUCAUGCCGCAUGAAGAUGGCAAGGCGUAUGCGAGUGUAGUUGCGACCGUGAGUUUAGGCGGGGCGGUGUGUUUGAGUAUCACGCCAAAGCCUGCUUCAACGGACAAGGAUGGACAAGAGGGGGAAGAAGCUGGGAAGGGGCAGUGGAAGGUACCAACACGCAUUCUGCAAGAACCGAGAUCGCUGCUCAUUACGACUGGAAAUGCGUAUGAGUCGCUACUGCAUGGUGUCGAUGCCGUGGAGUUUGAUGAAGAGUUGAAUGCUGAUACGGUAGCGAACUGGCUGCUGCUAGCCAAUCGAACGGUCUUCGAGGAAGCAGGCAGUCGCAACGUGAGGGAGACUAGGAUUAGUCUUACCUACCGAGAUGUAUUGAAGGUCAGCUCUGCGGCAAGCAAGGUUCUUGGAGGCCUGGGUAGACGUUAG